AUGUCUACUAGCAGGCGUACUACACGUAAAUCAGUAGCCCAAAAGAGGCUACGAGUCGAAUCUGAGGACUCAUCCUAUUCUGAGAUUCCUCCACCAUCCCCUAGAGAUAGUUCAUCUUCAGAGGAGUCAGACUUUGAUCACCACCUGUUCUCCAGGACCGCUUAUAAGACCGCUCUUGGUCAAUCCCCGUACCAUCUGAUAUAUGGGAAAGCCUAUCAUCUUCCAGUUGAAUUGGAACACCGAGCCUUUUGGGCUAUUAAGCAGCUCAAUUUUGAUCUGUCUAAGGCUAGUACUAAUAGAGAACUCCAACUAUCUGAGUUGGAGGAACUGCGUAAUAAGGCUUAUGAUAAUGCCCGAAUUUAUAAGGAAAAGGCUAAGAUUUUCUAUGACAAGAAUAUACUUAGGAAAUCAUUCACACCUUGUGAAAAGGUCUUACUCUAUAACUCUAGACCGCACUUGUUCCCUGAAAAGUUAAGAUCCCGAUGGGAUGGACCAUACCUAGUACAUAGAGCAUUCUCACAUGGUGCUGUUGAACUUCUGAAACCAAGUAUAGGUGAGACAUUUAAGGUAAAUGGUCAAAGACUGAAGCCCUUCUUGGAACUCCCAUCUGCUCCAACGAAAGAGGUCAUGGAUCUCCAUGAACCUCUUUAUAUUGAUGAUUAA
This is a messenger RNA of Telopea speciosissima, 663 nucleotides long. RefSeq lists its product as uncharacterized. Bases 1 to 663 code for a protein of 220 amino acids. The record is from RefSeq and is a predicted model, not a curated record. Lineage: Eukaryota; Viridiplantae; Streptophyta; Magnoliopsida; Proteales; Proteaceae. The transcript is spliced from 2 exons.